Molecule: messenger RNA, 1257 nt
Organism: Opisthorchis viverrini
Lineage: Eukaryota; Metazoa; Platyhelminthes; Trematoda; Opisthorchiida; Opisthorchiidae
Exons: 2
Coding region: 20-868 (282 amino acids)
Source: RefSeq, a predicted model, not a curated record
CAUACACCUAUAACUCGUCAUGUUCAAAGUAGACCUCCCACUUGACCGUGAAGGCCCACAAGUUCAAAACAGGGGAUUUUCGGCUGAAGGACCACUGCUCGUUAUUGGUGCUGGAGUCGGCAGGACGGGCACAACGAGUUUAAAGCAUGCAUUCGAAAUCAUCUAUGGGCAACCGUGCUAUCAUGGGUAUGAGCUCAUUGAGCGACAUCCUGAACACUGCCCCAAAUGGUUGGAAAUCGACCGCCUGCUCGAUAACUCACUCGGAGAUGACGACGUAUUCGAUCCAUCAUUGUUUCAACAAAUUUACAAGGGGUUUCGGUCGGGAACGGAUAUUCCAACUUCAUGUUAUUAUAAGCAACUAAUGAAAGUCUACCCAGAUGUCAAGGUUGUCCUGACCACGCGUGAUUCCCAGAAGUGGCUGACAAGCGCAAGAGAGACUAUCUUCCCAAGAAUACCGGAUGUUCCAACCAGCUGGAUUGGAAUGCUGGUCUGUGAAGUGUUGGUUGGAAUGGGCUUUUUGCGAGUAAAGUCCCGUUGUUCGGAGCGCAUGUUUGGUCCACAGUCUGAUCGGGACGAUGAUAGAAAGCUUUUGGAAGCAUACGAGCGAUGGAAUGCGCAAGUGAAGCAGGCGGUGCCCGCAAACCAACUGCUAGUUUUCGAUAUUCGGGACGGAUGGGAGCCAUUGUGCAAAUUUUUGAAUGUACCUAUUCCGAAUGAACCAUUCCCAUGCACGAAUGACCGAACCAUUGUGGCGAUGAUAAAGCGGAAGAUUGACCGACUGACGAUGGUUCUGCGAUGCACUGCUGUCGGAACGGCUGUCCUAAUAUGUUGCUACUUCACGUAUAGGAGAUUACGUGCUCUGCGGUAGAUUAAAUGUGGCAAACGCACUUCCUCCGAUAAAUCCACCUUGGUUGGUUUUGUAGUUUUAACACAUGUACUUGAAAACAUGUAUUUAAGUCUUUCUAUGUCUUUGUCUUUCCCGUAUCUUUAUAACUAAAACCAGUGUUUUCCAAUUAUCUCAGUUACGUAUACCGCUGUAAGCGUUUCUGAAGAGCCUGGUAAUGUGCGACAAAAAUCGUUCUUGUUCUUCCCAAAGUGCAUUUCCCAGUUUACCUAUCCACUAUAUUCAUCAGUCUCAAGCUGAAACCUAAAAAUUAGAGCGGGAUACUAACGAUUCCUCCACAAUCCACUUGAUUUUUUCCUUGAAUUACAUAUGAAUUCCAACUGCAUCAAGUUGGGAAGGUAAGACGAUGUGUG